Bipolaris maydis ATCC 48331 is the source of this 933-nucleotide messenger RNA. Its product is annotated as HIT-like domain-containing protein. The record is from RefSeq and is a predicted model, not a curated record. Gene Ontology annotation, biological process: single strand break repair. NCBI's taxonomy places the organism in Eukaryota, Fungi, Ascomycota, Dothideomycetes, Pleosporales, Pleosporaceae. Gene Ontology annotation, molecular function: mismatched DNA binding; single-stranded DNA binding; single-strand break-containing DNA binding. Gene Ontology annotation, cellular component: nucleus.
AUGUCCACAAACAACAAUCACGACCUCAGUGCGGAACAACCCCGCGACGCGAUCACAGCAGAGGAGAUAAAUGGCACAGAAACGCCCAAUCAACCUCAACCUACCAUGGACGUUGGCUCCCAAAAGCGUCCCAAUGCAUUCACAGAACUCAUGUCGCAAUCCAAGCGACCAAAACCACCAGAUGGCAUAGCCGCCGCCGACUCCCCAAGUACUACCAAGCAAGACGUCAAACCCUCCAAACGCUGGGACCCCCGCAAUGGACUGGGUGUAUACAUCGAAACCCCCGAGACAAACCCCGAAGGAAGAGUCUUAGAAUACGACGACGACUUUGUCGUAAUAACUGACAAGUACCCAAAAGCAAGCAUACACCUUCUCCUCAUUCCACGAAAACGCACCUACUAUUCCCAACACCCCCUGCGCGCCCUCUCCACCGACACCGCUUUCCUCGACACAGUAAGAACACGCACCGCGCAUCUGGUAGAACUAGCAGCAAACGAACUCCGCCGCCAAUACGGCGAGGGCAGCGCCUCAGAUGCGCCGUACAACACCGCUCUCGAAUCCCUCAUGUCCGGCCCCGACCCACCAUCGCCAUCCAAGCGGGCCGCUCUACUUCCACCAGGCCGCGACUGGACCAAAGAAAUAGUGACGGGCGUGCACACGCAUCCGUCCAUGAAUCACCUGCACAUCCACGUGUUUAGUCGCGAUAUGCAUUCACCAUGGAUGAAACACAAGAAGCACUAUCUAAGUUUCAACACCAGUUUCCUGGUGCAAUUGCACGAGUUCCCGCUCGAAGAAGGCAGUGCGAGAUUUCACCCGCGAGACUGGCCGAGCUGGGACAUGAAGUGUUGGCGAUGCGGACAGAAUUUCAAAAACAAGUUUGCGGCGCUGAAAUCGCAUUUAGAAGAGGAGUUUGAGCAGUGGAAGAAGGAGUGA